Messenger RNA from Salvelinus fontinalis (brook trout), 5259 nucleotides. RefSeq names its product myotubularin-related protein 1-like. Gene Ontology annotation, biological process: dephosphorylation. The coding region runs from base 255 to 2252 and encodes 665 amino acids. Gene Ontology annotation, molecular function: phosphatidylinositol-3,5-bisphosphate 3-phosphatase activity. The transcript is spliced from 16 exons. Lineage: Eukaryota; Metazoa; Chordata; Actinopteri; Salmoniformes; Salmonidae. The record is from RefSeq and is a predicted model, not a curated record.
GGGGGGGUUCAAGCGCUCGUCUUCUGCUUCUGCUAGUAAAUAAACACACACGCCUAAUUUAUCAGUUAAUAACACAAUCAGACUUGGCAGUUAGCGAACAACCGUAUUCUGUCUCGUGCUGUGAGCUAAUAGCUAACGGAAGCUAACACAUUCUUAAACAAGUCGCCAGCAACCCAGAUCUGUUGACAAUCGGAAAGGAUUAGAUUUGAUCCAUCAUCUAACGAGAAGGAACCCGGGUUGAGUGGAGAGGGAAAAUGGAAAAGCAGUUGUUUGGAGGAGUUGCCGGUGGAGAUAGCCCUGCGCAGCCGGGAGUACCGAAUCGAAACAAGCCUCGGACGUUGGUCACCUCUGGGUCGAAACAGGAUAGCGUGGAGACAUUGGACAGUCCUACAGGUUCUCAUGUAGAGUGGUGUAAGCAGCUGAUAGCAGCCACCAUCUCCAGCCAGAUAUCAUCUGUACCCGCAGACACUGCAUCCGGAGACUGCAAGCCUCCAAGAGACGGAACCAAGCAGGUCCAGACGGAUGAGGUUCCACUGGUACCGGGAGAAACCAUCAAGGCUGUGGCCAAGGAUGUGAUGUACAUCUGUCCCUUCACGGGUUUGGUGACCGGAACCCUCACCAGCACCAACUAUAAACUAUACUUUAUCAGUCUGGAGCGGGAUACUCCCUUCAUCCUGGAUGUGAACCUGGGAGCGAUCAGCCGUCUAGAGACCAUCAGUGUUCAGAGUCAUGGAGAGAACACAAGGGGCAUGGAGAUAGUCUGUAAGGACAUGCGGAGUCCCAGGUUUGCCUAUAAGGAGGAUGCCAGCCAACCAGAGAUUGUGGAGGUUCUAGCUAAACACACCUUCCCCCUAUCAAACGACCUGCCCCUGUUUGCCUUCCUGUAUAAGGAGGAGUUUCCUGUGGAUGGGUGGAAGGUGUAUGACCCCAUGGCAGAGUACAAGAGACAGGUAACCAUGGAAGGUCUCCCCAACGAGAGUUGGACCAUCAGCAAGAUGAACAGUAGUUAUGAGGUGUGUGACACCUACCCUGCCCUGGUCGUCAUCCCCACCAGCAUCGAGGACGACCACCUCAAACGAGUGGUGGCCUUUAGGGCUAGGCACCGCAUACCGGUGUUAUCAUGGAUCCACCCGGAGAGCCAGGCCACUAUAGUCCGUAGCAGUCAGCCUUUAGUGGGCCCCUCUGACCGGCGCUGCAAGGAGGACGAGAGAUACCUCCAGACCAUCAUGGAUGCCAACGCUCAGUCUCACAAACUCACCAUCUUUGACGCCCGACAGAGCAGCGUGGCAGACAACAACAAGGCUAAGGAUGGUGGUUAUGAGAGUGAGAGUUUCUAUCCCAAUGUAGAACUCAACUUCCUGGAGAUCCCCAACAUCCACGUGAUGAGAGAGUCACUGAGGAAACUGAAGGAAGUGGUCUACCCUAGUAUAGACGAGGCUCACUGGCACUCUGCAGUCGACCAGACACACUGGCUAGAGUACAUACGGCUGCUCCUGACGGGUGCGGUGCGUAUAGCUGACAAGCUGGAGUCUGGUAAGACCUCUGUGAUGGUCCACUGUAGUGAUGGGUGGGACCGGACGACCCAGCUCACCUCUCUGGCCAUGCUGAUGCUGGACAGCCACUACCGCACCCUGAGAGGAUUCCAGGUGCUGUUGGAGAAGGAGUGGAUCAGCUUCGGACACAAGUUUGCUGCGCGUGUGGGUCAUGGGGAUGAGAACCAUGCCAACUCGGAGAGAUCGCCUCUCUUUAUCCAGUUUAUAGACUGUGUCUGGCAGAUGAACAGACAGUUCCCUGCAGCGUUUGAGUUUAAUGAGUUGUUCCUGAUAACCAUUCUGGACCACCUCUAUAGUUGUCUAUUUGGUACGUUCCUCUACGACAGCGAACAGGAGAGAGUGGCCAAGGAAGUCCAGACAAAGACAGUCUCUCUGUGGUCCUAUAUCAACAGUCAACCAGAGGACUUCACCAACCCGUUCUAUGUGGACUAUGAGCACCAGGUCUUGUACCCUCUAGCUAGCGUCAGACACCUGGAGCUGUGGACCGGGUACUACGUACGAUGGAACCCCCGUAUGAGGCCGCAGAUGCCGGUGCACCAGAACCUGAAGGAGUUGUUGUUCCUGAGAGCAGAGUUACAGAGGAAGGUAGAGGAGUUGGAGAGAGAAGCCUCUUCAUCACGCGGCUCUCUCUCGUCUUCAUCAGAACACACAUCAUCACCCUCACACAGUGGCAGCACGCCCCUACACACCAUUGUUUAAUACAGUACACACACACAUACACACCUGAAUGCAGUACCCAUCACAGAACUGAACACAGACACGUAACCACUUGUUUGUUCGGCUUCGUAUUCCUGAAUCAGUUUUUCACAUCGUGUUUUUAUCAUAAAGAACUAGAAAGUUUAACUUGAGAAACUAGGUACACGUUUGUAACAAAGUUUAAUUUUUUUUGUAUUGAAAUGAAAUUGUUGAAAAAGUAUUGAUAAAAAAAGCACCAUAGUAUUAUACACAUUUCUACCUACCUAAAGUAUUAUACUCUUUACAAUUGACGACAGUUUCCAAUAUUAGAAAUAUGAUGAAUUCAUAGACGACGUGUAGAAAUAUCAAGUGCACUUUUUUAAACACAUUCGAGGAAGCAUGUAUUGAAGCAUGUCAUAUCAAGUGGAUCAUUAAGGAUACGUCCCAAAUGGUACCCUAUUUAGCCUGAUCAAAAGCUGUGCACUGUGUAGGGUGGCAUUUGGGACAUAGCCCAAAUAAGAGCGUUGUAUAUACUACUUAACCUUAUCCAGCUGUGCCAUAACUGGUACCUUGUAAUAUAUAAUGUGUGUCCUAUUCCUGUCCUUCCCUUUCAAUGUACCUGUCAUGUGUUCCUAUCAACAUGUUCUAUUCAAAGUCUGUGCACUCUUAAAAAGUCAUCUUUGCCUUUCUAUUCAAUGUGUAUUUUUUACUUAUCCAGACUUAUUGGUCAUGUUUACACAGGCAACCCAAUUCUGAUCUUUUGCUCAGUUAUUGACAAAUCUGAUCUGAUGAAUUGAUGGAACAGAUUUAGACUGCCUGUGUAAAUGCACCCAUGUGAUUUUCUUCUCCUCUGCUGAUGCCAAAUCCUUUGUUUUGUGUUUGAACCUUUUACCCAGUGGUGCUUUUGUAUUAGAUUGCAUUUCUACUAGUGUUUUUACCAGGGGUGGAACUUUCACUUGGGACAGACAUGUCGCCCCUCACAUUAUAAAAUUGCAUUUUUGUCCCCCCCAGUUUUAUCAUCUGAAGGUGAUACAAAAUGAGUGUGCUUUAGGACCUUGCGGACGCCUCUGAGCGGUCGGGUAGGCUGUUUGGAGUGUUUAUUCGAAUGGAUAGCAAAAUGUAUAUCUCCAGUACCAGUCAAAAGUUUGGACACAUACUCAUUCAAGGGUUUAUCUUUAUUUGUACAUUGUAGAAUAAUAGUGAAGACAUCAAAACUAUGGAAUCAUGUAGUAACCAAAAAAGUGAUAAACAAAUCAAAAUAGCCACCCUUUGUCAAGAAUGUGGAAAUCUGUCAUCAAGGCAUUCUCUCAAACAGCUUCAUGAGGUAGUCACCUAGAAUGCAUUUCAAUUAACAGGUGUGCCUUGUAAAUAGUUAAUUUGUGGACUUUUUUUUAACCUUAAUGCGUUUGUGACAAGGUAUGGGGUGGUAUACAGAAGAUAGCACUAUUUGGUAAAAGACCAGCUCAAAUAAGCAAAGAUAAAUUACAAUCCAUUAUUACAUGGAGGCCAGUCAAGAACUUUGAAAGUUUCUUCAAGUGCAGUCGCAAAAACCAUCAAGCGCUAUGAUGAAACUGUCUCUCAUGAGGACCGCCACAGGAAUGGAAGACCCAGAGUUACCUCUGCUACAGAGGAUAAGUUCAUUAGAGUUACCAGCCUCAGAAAUUGCAGCCCAAAUAAAUGCUUCAGAGUUCAAGUAACAGACACAUCAACUGUUCAGAGGAGACUGCAUGUAUCAGGCCUUCAUGGUCUAAUUCCUGCAAAGAAACCACUACUAAAGGACACCAAUAAGAAGAGACUUGCUUGGACAAAGAAACAUGAGCAAUGGACAAUCUGUAAUCUGUCCUUUGGCCUGAUGAGUCCAAAUUUGAGAAUUUUGGUUCCAACCGCCUUGUCUUUGUGAGACGCAAAGUAGGUGAACGGAUGAUCUCCGAAUGUGUGGUUUCCACCGUGAAGCAUGGAGGAGGUGUGGGGGUGCUUUGCUGGUGACACGGAUUUAUUUAGAAUUCAAGGCACACUUAACCAGUAUGGCUACCACAGCAUUCUGCAGCAAUACGCCAUCCCAUCUGGUUUGGGCUUAGUGGGACUAUCAUAAGUUUUUCAAGACAAUGACCCAACACACCUCCAGGCUGUGAAUGGUCUAUUUGACCAAGGAGAGUGCUAGAGUGCUGCAUCAGAUGACCUGUCCUCCACAAUCACAAAACCUCAACCCAUUUGAGAUGGUUUGGGAUGAGUUGGACAGCAGAGUGAAGGAAAAGCAGCCAACAAGUGCUCAGCAUAUGUGGGAACUCCUUCAAGACUGUUGGAAAAACAUUCCAGGUGAAGCUGGUUGAGAGAAUGCCAAGAGUGUACAAAGCUGUCAAAGACAAAGGGUGGCUACUUUGAAGAAUAUAAAAUAUAUUUUGAUAACACCUUUUUGGUUACUACAUGAUUCCAUAUGUGUUAAUUCAUAGUUUUGAUGUCUUCACUAUUCUUCUGCAAUGUAGAAAAUAGUUAAAAAAGAAAAACCCUUGAAUGAGUUGGUGUCCAAACUUUUGACUGGUACUGUAAAUAAAGAAAAUCCCCCCCCCACUUCUAAAACCGAAGUUGCUCCCUUGGUUUUUACUCUAAGGCCUAACAAGAUGGUAAUGGUAGUCACUGAUAAUGUUCAACUCAUAGGGCCCUCUUGUGGCCUUUAAGCCAAAUAACAAUACAGACCAUCCUUUUCUCAACUAUGGUGAAAGAAAAAAAUAUUUGAUUUAAUGCUCAUUAUUUGAGUGGCAAUUGAAUCAAAUACCCAUAAGUGGAAAUAGGUACGUUUUUGCGUUGCUUGACCCUAUACCCACGCCAUUACCUAACUUCAAUAGUCCGUAAGAUGAACCUCAUUUUUACAUGCCUUUCCCUGAUUGGUUAAUAAGCCUACCUAACCUUUGACAUUAUGCAUGUUUUCUGCUGUAUUAUAGUGGUUAUAACAAUUUAACUGUUUCCUAUGUCAUGCUUAAAAUGUUCAACACUGUGCUGCACCUUCAUUAAACAAUUCUUUGUUAAUCUCAAA